This is a messenger RNA of Rasamsonia emersonii CBS 393.64, 2214 nucleotides long. RefSeq lists its product as uncharacterized. The record is from RefSeq and is a predicted model, not a curated record. The coding region runs from base 1 to 2214 and encodes 737 amino acids. NCBI's taxonomy places the organism in Eukaryota, Fungi, Ascomycota, Eurotiomycetes, Eurotiales, Trichocomaceae. The transcript has 7 exons.
AUGGGAAUCCCGCUCGAGGUGUACGACCGUCUGGCCGUCAACGACGGUCCGUUGACCCCUGAAAAUGUGAAGCUCCUGCGGCAGUCUGACCCCAGUCUGCCGAUGGAGGAGCUCCGCAAGCGCUACGAGGAGGAUGGCUACUUGUUUCUCAAGGGCCUCCUCCCGCGGGAGGACGUGCUCAAGGCCCGGGAGCGGUAUUUCGAAAUGAUGGCUCCAACGGGCGUCCUGAAGGAGGGCACGAAGCCGGUCGAGGGUAUCUUUAACGACAAGAGAUCGCCCGACGACUUCCCGGGCAUCGGCUCCGGCGCAGCGGGGAUGAACGGGCGUCCUGGCGGUGAAAGCGCAGCGCAGUUCGUGGACCUGGCCAUCGAGGCGCACUACAAGGACUGGUACGCGGAGGAGUUUUGCAGGCACCCGGCUUUGCACGACUUUGUUGCCAGGUUCACGGGCUGGGGAGAGAAGACGCUGGGACUGCGCCGAUCUCUGCUCCGCAAUAAUGUCACCGGGACCAAGCCCAUCGGGGUGCACUACGACCAGAUCUUCCUGCGGCAUGGCGAGCCGACCAGUGUGACGGCGUGGGUGCCCAUUGGCGACAUUAAGAUCACCGGAGGAGGCUUGAUAUACCUGGAGAAUGGUAUGACUCUUUUCCUGAACGACCUGUCCAUUCCUCUAACCACAGUCGUAGGCGAUCCCGUGGGCGUCCAGAUCGAAGAGGAGUUCACGCGCAAAGCGAAGGUGGCCGGCUUUACGGAGGAGGAGGCGAAGAGCGCGUUCAACAGCAACAUGAUGGCGACGGGCCUGCUGUCGGAGAAGCCGGCCGAGUUUGCGCGAGAGCACAACCGGUGCUGGCUGGUGGCCGAGUAUGAAGCUGGCGAUGUGGUCCUGCACAAGCCGCAUAUGAUCCAUGCCUCAACCAUAAACAAGGACCCCGACAAUGUCAUCCGCCUGGCAACGGACCUGCGCUUCGUCGAUUCGUCGAGGCCGUACGAUAAGAGGUGGAACAGAUACUACGAGGUGGGAGAUGCAUGCGCCUGGAUCUACCUGCACGAAGCUGACAACCUGCUCAGCGAUCCGUGCCGUCUCCUCCACUACAAAUUGGACUUCGUGCUCGAGCCGGGGAGUAAUGGACAAUCCCCGCUGGACGGCGCUGCGGCGAAUGGGUCUCAACGGUGGGAGAGUACGACGUCCCCUGAGUCAGACCCUGUCGCAAGCAGACACGUUUCGAAUCAUCUCGCUGGAGUACGAACAGAUAAUAGCGAGCAAUCAAGGAUCCCGUCACAAGGCCUUGCGAACCCCUCGCAGGUUGGCGAACCGCCACCAGCACAGACAUUACCUGCCGAUAAUGUCCCUUUACAAUUGACUCGCUCAGUGGGAUAUCAAAUAGAUGGCCGCAGACGUUCGAAAACGCGGACUUGGCCGCUGAGGGAUCCGCAGGAGGCGCGUCUUCUGCAGCAUUUUGUGGAUAAAGUCUCUCCUUUCUUCGACUGCUCUGAUCGCGAGAGGCAUUUUGCCAUUCAUGUCCCCCACCGUGCCAGAUACUGCGAGACGCUGUUCAACGCCAUUCUGGCCAUGUCUGCACGGCAUUUGAGUCGCACGACCUCAUUCGAUCCGUUUGUUUCGGAUCAUUACUACCACGAAUGUCUCGAGACGCUCAUCCCUGCACUCGACGACCAAGAGGUUGCCACGGAUGACGAUCUUCUCGCUGCGACGGUCAUCUUGCGCCUGUUGGAAGAGUUUGACGUUCCAAUCGCAGGAUCCGAUCUUCGGGGCCACUCCUUUGGGACGAAAGCAUUCAUCCAAGCCCAGCGAGCAGAUAUAAUCACUCCCAGCCUCCGCCAAGCGACGUACUGGAGCGGCCUGCGUCAGGAGAUCUACAGCUCCCUCAGCCUGCAACGCCCGCCCGACAUCGAGCUCAGCGCGCACAAAUCGGACAUCAACCUGCUGGCCAACGACGCCGAUGACUGCGUGUGGGCGAACCAGGCCAUCGCGCACUGCGCGGACGUGCUGCUGUUCUGCUACGGAGAAGCGCGACGCUCGGCGACGGUGCAUGCGGAGCUGCUGAGGGAGAAUCGGCGGUGGAGGGAGAGCAGACCGCCGUCGUUCGACCCGUACUUUGUGGAUGAUGGGGACGCGGUGUCUCGGACGGGGUUUCCGGAUAUCAAGAUGCAUGCUGAUUGGCAUGGUCAGUCCUGUCAUCUCAUUAUCAGACUCUAG